AAACGGAAGCCUGAGGCAGAACUAUUAUUACCGCGGCAUGGCCAAGUAUAUCGCUAGUAUCUAACCUCGGCAAUCCUCGCCUUUUAUCACCCAUUGUUUCUCCGCAACAACAGGAACGUCAACAAUGACCAGCUUGGUCCUUAUAUAUGGAAAAUCAUAACUAGAGCUCUGGUAGCUUCUUAUUCCUUAUUCGAAAUAUCAUUUGUCAGGAGACGAUUCUCUGACACCACUGAAACCAUCAUGACGGACAAUCAGCAGCCGCUAGGCUUACUCUUCGACAUUGGAGGCGUGUGUGUUGUGUCGCCAUUUCAAGCCAUUCUGGACUACGAAAUCGCCAACAAAAUCCCCACCGGAUGGGUAAACUUCAGCAUCUCGCGCACUUCGCCCAACGGCAGCUGGCACAAACUCGAGCGCGGCGAAAUCAAACUAGACGCCGAUUUCUUCGCUGCGUUCAACUCAGACCUGAAAAACCCGGAGCUAUGGCAAAAGUACCAUGAAACCCACCUAAGAAAACCGGCAGGCGACGCCUCGGUCUCGGUACUCCCUCCCUUGCCGGAAUUAGAUGCUGAAUGGCUCUUCUGGGAAAUGAUGCGGAUCUCCCGCGAGCCGGACCCCUAUAUGUUCCCUGCGCUGCGAAAAUUGAAGGAAUCGAGGAAAUUCAUUCUCGGUGCUCUGUCGAACACGGUCCAGUUUCCUGACGGACACCCCUAUAAUAACGACACUGCCAAGAUCAGGGCGCCGUUCGACUUCUUUAUUUCGUCGGCGCAUACGGGGCUGAGGAAGCCGGAUCCGAAGAUUUACGAGGCUGCAGUGAAUGAGAUGGAUGCAGUGGCAAAGAAAAAAGGACUGAAGGGCGCCAGCGCAUCCGACAUUGUUUUCUUCGAUGAUAUUGGGGAGAACCUGAAGGGCGCAAAGAAGGCUGGGAUGAGAACGGUCAAGGUCAACCUUGGAAAGACGCAAGAUGCAGUCACGGAACUCGAGAAAAUCACCGGCCUGCAACUUCUGGAUAAUCAGGACAGGGCUAGAUUGUGAGGGACCAAGGCGUUCACUUGGUGGCCGUGUACAAACCUACCAGGCGACGUACACACGAUCGAGUUAACAUAUUGGAUACAUGUCAGAAAUUACUGGAACUGUGGCACAACUUGAUAAGAUAGACAUUAGAGCCGUGCGAUCUAGAGAAUGUGGUUCCCAAAUAGUAUCGAUGCAGAUACUUCGAGUGAUUUUGAGCAAGUUCUUUACGCCGAUAAUCAUUUUAUUCAAACUCAGCACCAUGCAGCUUUCACUGUACAAAGCCCGUAAGAUGGAGGCCCGCUUUCUUGCCAAUCUUUGACGAAAGUAAGGCUCAAUUCUAAAGAUCCGAUCGCUUUUAUUAUUCCAGACUAUAUUUUAAGCGUAUCAACUCCACUUAAGCAUUACCCUUUGAUCCACCCUUUCAACUCGCACAGUGCCUUUUUUAUAGAGCAAAGAUCUUAUCGGACCUUGAAAGACCAUAAUCAAUCCAGUGAAUCAAGGUAGAAGUUCAAAAUGGGAUUCUGGGGAGGUUCUCUAGCUAUAACCAACACCUUUUGUCGUUCUGCCUGAGGCCACCAAGCGUCGCACUAAGAUAAGAUCGGGUGGCGACAGGAAAGGGAGGAUACUAGAUUUUACCAUAGCGCAUGGGC
Aspergillus melleus is the source of this 1661-nucleotide messenger RNA. Its product is annotated as HAD family hydrolase. The coding region runs from base 241 to 1032 and encodes 263 amino acids. Lineage: Eukaryota; Fungi; Ascomycota; Eurotiomycetes; Eurotiales; Aspergillaceae. The record is from RefSeq and is a predicted model, not a curated record. The transcript is spliced from 2 exons.